Clonostachys rhizophaga is the source of this 1341-nucleotide messenger RNA. The record is from the annotation of a GenBank genome assembly. Lineage: Eukaryota; Fungi; Ascomycota; Sordariomycetes; Hypocreales; Bionectriaceae.
AUGGAGUCAAAUCAUGUCGAGGAGUUCUUGAUCUGGCUCCUCAGCUCAAACGACCCUCAUUUCAAAACAUCAUCCUCCGACGUCGCAGGCAUCGCCGACUGUCUCAUCCUCAUGGGAGUCGAUGUUUUACGGGUCGUUGAGGUUGACUCUGAGUCAGAAACUGACCAUGAGCAGGAAGUCUGCACAAUUUUUUAUUCAAGUCAGCCAUUUCUACAUGGUUCAACAUCCAAGAGAAGUAAGCAACUCAUGUCCAGAGAUGUCUCAAUGACAGUUCCGCUCCAACGACCCUGGGAGGCCGUUAGCAUCUUUCCGAUUAGCGAAGACGCCAAGAAUGAGAGCAGACUGGCUUGGAGAGAGGGGAAAAAGGUGGCCGCGGUGGUGCGAAUAGGUGUUCGCGGGGCAGAAAUUUCCUCCUCUGACCGGUACGCAAGGCACGUUCGCCAAACUCUCUUCAGGAGUGCGGCCCCUCAGCCUUUGCGUAAUAUCGUAUAUGCAAUGGUUAAUCGGGGAAGGGGCACUGAGAGGGCCAAUGAAGAGAUUUACGACUUGGCGAGAACAUGUGGCUUCUUCGUCAACGGAGAGCUCUUGGACGGUUUGACAGAUACUCUCCAUUCCGCGCCCCCUGAUAUUCUCGAAUGGCUCAUCAGAGUCUGCGAUCCCGACGCCGAGGCCAGGGAGCCAUCCCCACCGGGCUUCAAUAUCAAUGACAUUUCGAUGGAAGACCAAAAUAAAGUGGAAUGGUUCUGUGUUUUCCAGUCUUUCUUCAUGGGAUACUACUACGAAAUUUUUGGGAGACUGAUUGACACUUCUUCCCUCGCAUCACAGACAGUGGAAGGUUCUUGGGGCUUUCGAUCUGCUAGUUACUUUCAUUACAUGCGAUUCUGCUCCUUGAUGAAGAAUCCUCCCGAAAACUCGCGCAAGGUGAAAGCUUUUGGAAGAUCGAGCCUCUUUCCAAUUCUUUCUACGCUGUUUCUCGGUGGCCAUGCAAUGAAUCCCGAGCCCCAGAAGGCCGAGGCUCGUUUGAUCGGGAUUGAAUGCCUAGGGAUGAUUGGCAAACGAUCUCUGUUUGUCAAUAGCCUUUGGGGGAAAUUCGUCUCUCCACAACAGGUCGGGGGCUUUACACUCCUGGACGUCGAUGUCGGAGGCGUGCCAAGGGACGUCCACCGGCUUGUGAAGCCGGGGGCUCCGACGGAAAUCCCAGAUUAUGACUGCCUUGAACAAGAUCCAACACACUUUAUCUCAGAUGAUAUACAGGAAGAGUCACCAGAUGGCGACUUCACCAUGAAUAUCGAAGCAGACUUGGCUGAGGACCCAGAUACUGCUCUGCUGUGUCAGAUAUAA